Molecule: messenger RNA, 2010 nt
Organism: Thyridium curvatum
Lineage: Eukaryota; Fungi; Ascomycota; Sordariomycetes; Thyridiales; Thyridiaceae
Exons: 3
Coding region: 1-2010 (669 amino acids)
Source: RefSeq, a predicted model, not a curated record
AUGACCCGUCACAUCCUCACCCCGUCGGGUCGCUGCUUCACCUGCGACAAGAUCAAGGCCGCCGAUGUCUACAGUUCAAAGGGCGAUGUUGGGCCCCCUUUUUUCGGUCCUAACCACCCCAAGGAUCCCAAGACCAGGGCCCAGAGGAAGACUAGAGGCGACAAGAAGUCGGUGGCAGCCCAGAUGUUCGAGAAUGUCGCUCUCGUCGCCUCCAGAGCACUCGGCAAAGGUUCCGCCGCGGCCGGCCCCUCCGCUGAGCGCGUGAGCCUGCCUGGCUUUGGUCUGCCUGCCGACCACGACCCCAACUGCGUCAAGGCCUUCCCCCAUGCCAUCGGAGACAUGAGCGUCCUCCAGAGCCUUGGCGUCAGCUACAGAGAGCGCCGCAUGAUGGCCUUUAUCGGCUCCAUCACCGACAAGCCCGAGUGGGAGCGCAAGGUCUUUGACGAGAGCAUCGUCGCCAAGUGGAAGGAGGAGGCCAUGAGCAUGACGGCCCCGACAGAGGACGACAACUUUGACGACCAGGAUGACGUUUUUCUCUCGGAGAAGAUGUUCCAAAACUGUAUCCUUGAGCUGCAGGACAAGGCUACCCGCUUCAAGGAGACGGGUCUUAUCAACACCAUUGAUGCCGAGGUAACUGUGGUCAAGUCUGACACCAACGUCUCUCCUGACCUCGCUGCGGCCCUCAAGUCCGCCGUGAAGGUGCUUGAGGACGUCCCUGAGAGCUUCAAAGACUGGCACCCCCGCUCAGACAACCUAGUCUUGGAUCUGCUUCAUCCCUCGCUCUUCCCCGUCGUAUACGGCCAGUCAUAUGUCCUUCCCUCGGAGAAGAUCACUCUCCAGAGCUGGAACAGCUACGAGUCAACGCCAGAACUCGUCCCCGGAUUCCAGAAGAGCGAGGAGGAUCGUCCCUUCGGCAGUUUGCCUAUCGGCUGGGGCAGCUACCAGUGGCUUCCCACCGACAUCAAGUGGACCGAGGCCGGCCCCAGCAUCGCAGGCUACAUCAACAACCUCCAUCCGGAGGAGCACAAGGUACUAUACCCAGUGCUGGAGAAAUUUGUUGGUGCCGCGGUCCCGAUGUGGGAAGAGUGCCUGUCUUGGUGGUCGGACCGCCGCAGGCAGAAGUUCAGCAGAACCGACGACGAGGAGGACUACUACCUACCUGAAGGCGCGGCCUAUGACAUCCCCGAGGACAAUGAUGGCGACGACUACAAGUGGACCGACGAGUAUGAGGAGUGGUGGACGCAGCACCGCAUCAUCAAGUUCCGGGAGCCCGACGACUUCAAGCCCUUUGCCGAGCAGGUUGACCUCUCGGCCCGGCUCGACUUCACGCGCGAGUUCCCCGACGGCCUGCAGGUCAUCUUCAAGCUGGCCAACAUCCACCUGACGCCCGAGAAACCGCGCUACGGCGGCGGCACCUGGCACAUCGAGGGCGCGCUCAACGAGCGCAUCGCCGCCACGGCGCUCUUCUACUACGACGAGGACAACAUCACCGAGAGCCGGCUCGCCUUCCGCCAGGGCAUCGACUCGGAGCACCUCAUCAUGAUCCCCGAGCAGAGCGCCCACACCUCGCUCGAGAAGUACCUCGGCGUCGAGCAGGACGGCAACCCCAUCCAGAACCUCGGCACCGUGCUCACCCGCCCGGGCCGCAUGCUCGCCUUCCCCAACGCCCUGCAGCACAAGGUCCAGCCCUUCGAGCUGGCGGACCCCAAGCGCCCCGGCCACCGCAAGAUCCUCGCCAUGUUCCUCAUCGACCCCUACCGCCGCGUGCUGUCGACGGCCAACGUUCCCCCGCAGCGCCGGGACUGGUGGGCGCCCCAGGUGCGGAGCGUGCCGGCCUUUGCGCGCCUGCCGCUCGAGAUCUUUGAGCACAUCAUGAGCUUCGUCGAGUUCCCGCUGUCGUGGGAGUGGGCGGUCGAGACGCGCGAGGCGCUGAUGGAUGAGCGGAGCGCCAUGACGGGCAAGGUGGAGGAGGAGAUGAACGAGAACGCAAUUUCAUUCUGCGAGCACUAA